UGUGCUUGCGUCUUCUGUCAAAAGGGGGGGUUUCUUUUGUCAGUCGCAGAAGAAUUGAAAAUCAAAAUUCGAAGAAAUUUUUUCACAGGUCGAAACCCUUCAAUCAAUAGCAUGCAGCAUGUGAACAAUUUCGCAUUAACAAACAAGAUCUGGUUGCGGGGUAUAAAAAUCGCGGUACGAACAUGGUCUUAGUCUAAUACUGAGCUGCUGCGCAAUUACGGGUAGUGCCGGUGGGCUCUACAACGACGACACAGGAAUAUAGAUUCCGAACUUUUAAUUACUUUUCAUCACCUGAGAAGAUGGCCGCUCGUAAGUUCAACGACGACGAGCGCCGGUUUGGCGAUUCCAGUCCUCCGAAAUUCGAUUUUGCGAAGCAGGGGAGCUUACGCAUCUCCAACGAGGCGGCCCAGCGGCUGGAUUACAAACGGCGGUUGCAAGCGUCGAUCCCCUUUAUCGUGCGAUGGAUCAACCACCUGAGUCUCCCCUUCGAGAACGUGGUGUUGCGCAUGAAGUCCCAGGACGAGCGCCCGCGGCUGACGAACUACAAUUUGUUUGAAGCACUGCAAAACGGCCUGCUCUUAAUCGAAAUACACGAGGCCACGAGCGGGGGCGGGACGGGCGUGGGAGACGACGCGAGCGGCGGGAAAACGUUGAUUCGGGGAGUAAACAAGAAACCGGUGACAAAACCAAUCAUGCUGAAAAACUUGGAAAUUGCACUGAGGUACGAUAAGUAGAAUCGCUUCAUCUGAUCGCGACGAUUUCAGAUUCAUCUUGCCUAGUGCGGUUGAAAAAGUAUAGAGAAUUCAUACGAUUUUGUCUCUCCACAGUGCAUGAUCUAGAGAUGACACCAAUUACGAAUCCCACCUUUUCCGCGGAAACGAGGGGAAACCAGAUUUGAAGAAAACUCCAACACCAAUUCCAGGUACAUUUGGGGCCAGUGCGCUCGCGCGUCCAACAUGUGCACGCCGUUAGAUUUUUACCACGGUGAGGCGUCGAAGGUGCUGCCUUGUCUGCUCGAGAUGAUGGAGGUCUGGGUGUUCAAAAAGAACCGCAUGAUGAUCAACCGCACGUUGCAGGACAUAAACACGUUUUGUGGCCGGUACAACCGGGAUUUUCUCCCCCGGACCGACGAGGAGGCGGCAUACAACAACUAUGACGACGACGGAACAAAUUCAAAUACAAACGCAGCUGCGCAGCAACAGAACCGAAAAUACGACCUGGACAACAUGUUGGCCCCGGAUUUCGCCGACGGGAUCAACGUGGCGAUAGUGCUGACGUCGCUGGAUUUCGUCACCGAGUCGGAGCUGCUGCCGAAGAUGUACGGGCGGCCGCAGACGCAACAACAGUUCCUCUUCAACUACCGCCUAGUGCUGUACUUCCUGCGCAAGUGCCUGCCAAACAUGCCGCUUUUGCUGAAAAGCCCGGUGGAGUGGUGUCGUCCGCCGUUGCCGUGCCCGGAAACACUCAUUCUGCAGCUGAACCUGUUGGCGCAGGAGGUCAGUUGCGAUGUUUUAUAUCGAUUUCUCUUUUAGCUUACCAUUACCUAGGUUGCUAGGUUCCAAUAUAGAAGAUGGCGCGCGUUUGAUCUUGAUGCGAGCAACGCGUCGACCUUGAUGCGCGGCAACCCGAUACUAGCUGCUCCUCAUCUAACUAUUGCUGCAAAAAAUCUAUCACAGUCUAUCGACAAAUACCGGCACUACGCUCCAAGGAUAAUCGCCCGGGGCGAGGUAUAGCAUCAAAAAGCGUUGGCGUAGAGUGCGAUAACUUGUCAUGCUGUCUGGCGUAGCACAACCAAAGGUUAAGUGAUCGCAUUUAGUUCGUAGCAGUUUGUCUCGCAAGACGAGUGCGAUGUCUGAAAUUAAUCGCUAACGCCAAUGCAGCUUUUCUGUUUGAUACGGGGGCAUCCAAUUUCGCGAUGGGGUGAAGCUUUAUCUUGACGACGCAAACGACCGAAAAAACGAGAGCACCAUGCUGCGAAACUUAAUGACGGACUCGCAGCCAGACAACAAACUGGCUUUCACGGCCAGGUCCAGGGUAUAGAAAAUACAUACAAAGACGGAUAAGAAUAUCACAUCCUUUGUCAUGCGAGGCGAGCAUGAGAAAGGUGAAUUUUCAUGCAGAUGAUCAAACAAGAGACUUGACCAAAACUAAAUGCACAGGAAGUCCAACGCGCAGAAGCGGAUUUCCACUACUACUCCAUCUCCGCACUAUUCUAUCCAAGAAAAAAAGUGUGCACUUAAGUGUAACUCUGCAGAAAUGCAGAAACACAGUUACCCUUGUCAUGCCAGACACAAUUCGCGUUUCCACUAACUGGCAGAGCAUGACAGGCUUUUCUUUGGUGCGCCAAGGUAGUUGCAUUGACACACAUUUUUUUUUCCGGGAUAUGUUUCGGUUCCUUGGAGAGUCCUGCCGACGCGAGGAACUGCGGGAAGCUAUGGGGAUGACAGCGCUGGUUCGCGCGCUCAGGGAGCAGUUCGGGUUGAGCAAAGAGGACGUCCUGACCGUCAUGAACGCCAACUGCCCGGACGACUGGGUCAACGUGGCCGAGUUCGUCGCGUGUCUGGAGCACUUUCGCGAGCACCGAGACCGGGAAGCGGAGUGGAAGGUGGACACGGGACUGACAGCGGGACAACCAUUCCCGAAGGACAUCCCAAUGCCGACAAGAAGACAGUAGUUCUAGAGUUUUCAUUUGCACAUUAAACAGUACUAGUAUGUAGUGAGGUCACCGAACGGUUCUAACCAGGGAGUUUUCUUGACAUAUACCCUGAAAAACGACCGGCAGUUUUCAAGCGGCCGGAAGCGUUUUUUAACAAAAAAAAUUUCCAAUUAUCAAGCGGCCCUGGCUGACCUGGCACCGAAUCGCCAGCGGAUUCUAUCGGUCGCCGCUUGAAAAAACGACGCAGAGGAGCCAGCAAAAGGAGCGCCAUUCUGAGGCGCCCGCCGCCUUGGUUUCUGGCGGUUUGGGGCGCCCAAAAAGCAGUGCGAAAAAAACGCGCCGAAAAUCAGAACAGCGAAACAGCAUGGCACGGCUGCGAUUUCGGAGCAUUUUGGGCGGCCGCGAAAGCGGCCGCAUUUUCGCCGGUUUCAGAGCCUGGGAAGCUCUGCAAAAAGCGCCGGCUAGAAAAAUAAAAACGCAAAAAAGCAAAAGCGUGCCAGACGUGCAAAGCCAAUCCGCAUGCUAUGGGCCCGAUUUUUCUUCGCUUUUUGGGCGCCCCCCGUGGCACCCGGAUCGGCCCCAUAGCAUGGAGGCUGGCUUUCGGAAAGGAAUAUUGGAAAUCUGCCAAAAUUUGUGACGUCUAUCAAGCGGCCGCCUUACCGUGCGGCCUAACGUUACUCACGGCGGUAUGGCGAGCCCAGAAAAAGCAAAGCCGCGGCCAAGGCGACGGCCGGCAAGAAAACGCCCACGACCUCAUUACCUCCGCCCCGGCGGCUAUAUUUGGUACUACGUCAAGUGAUUUUCGCGUUCCCUACUAGCUUUUGCGAUGUGCAAUUUUUCUUCCUUCAGUGACAAGACAGUUUUAUUUUUUCAGUUUCUGCGUUGUGCGGGUUUAGAUUUAGUUGUGCCCUAUCUGUACAAAUGAAAUCGAGAGUCUUUAUCGUUCUUCAAAAACCCAAAAUCAGGCUCCAGGCGAUCUACGUGGAGGACCUGCGGCGGCAUUACGAGGUCGGGAAGCACUUUUUCGUCGCGCAGGCAGCGAACAAAAACGACACGGAACAGGACGACGACGAGUUUGAGCAGCGGGAUUCGGACGAGCCGACCACGGAGGUGCUGGGUGUGCAGGUGACGUUCAGCCGGCUGCUGGAGGGGAAAACGUUCAAAUCCUGCCACCUGUACACCACGGUGGUUCCCUGCGCAGACCAGUUUCGGUGUCUGCUGAUCGUCCGGGAUCUGACCAACAUGAACAUUCUGCUGAAAGUGGACGUGGGGAACCUACAAAUCCACGGCUCCACCGUGCGAGUCCUGAACCGCACCGCUUUGCGGAGAAAGAAGAACGCCGAGGGGCAGGCGGCCAUCCACUUCGCGAGCGGAACCAAGGUGGGCGGCAACAACCAAAGUGGGGUAAGUGCCAAGGCCGAGCCGCAGAAGAGAUUCCUGCUCGAUGGCGAGAAGAUCCCGGCCAUCCCGCGGUCGGACUUCGCGGCGGGGCGGGUACCGAGUAUGGGAUUCGCGUCCGGUACCGACUACCUGGACGCGCACCCGCUGCACACGCGGGAACUGUACGCGAACCUGGGCAAAAACCAGGGGCUGGACAAAAACAAAGCGUCCGGGGAGUUUCUGGAGAUGACCAUGAAUUUCACCAAAAACUUGUACGAAACGCUCAUCGUCGAGGAGCUCAUCAUCGCCUGCUCGAACACCGAAUCGGCGGCGCAGGCGCUGCGGUGCUCGCGGUUCCUCGAAGAGCUCCGGAUUUUGACGUACUUUCUGCCCAUGCGGGAAAAGCUACCGGCGCUAAACAUUUACUAGGUCAAUGGGCGGAAAAAUGGACCAGAUCUCGUGGAGAAAUUUUACCAGCGUGAUGAUUUUUUCCCUAAAAGAUCAAAAAAUCUGCGUCGAUCUUUGCUUUUUUUAGGUGAAGAAUUUCUAUUAACAAAGCAAAUGCUUUAUCGUGCUGAAAUUAAUAAACACACACUUCGAAGAAGCAGAAUGCCAUCCUGCGAAAGCGGUUAUUGCUGUAUAAUUUGCAAAUGAACGUGACGAGUUGCACAUGUACCAAAACCAAUCACCCCACUUGUACGAUUUUAUGUUGAGGCUGUGAUGCCGUGAAAAU
This is a messenger RNA of Amoebophrya sp. A120, 4769 nucleotides long. NCBI's taxonomy places the organism in Eukaryota, Dinophyceae, Syndiniales, Amoebophryaceae. The record is from the annotation of a GenBank genome assembly.